GCCGUCGUCGGCGCCCGGAGAUCCGCCAGCACCCGCUGGCCCGCCCGACGUCGUGCCAGCCAAACAUUCCAUUUGCCUGUUAUGCAUCCGAAGCCCUUCAAGCCCAAGGCGCCUACACGUUGCUCGUCAAAAUUAGGCCGCUGCUGCUCUUAGAGUGUCCACCCUGCAAGCAGAAGUGCGAGCUGGGUGCGUCUCUGGGAAUCGAUGACGCGACCGGACGCUGGACGAUUGACUGCGAUCCGAGAGAGCUGUUCUGCCAGGAAGGAGAUUCUACGGAUCCGAAGUGCAUCAGGAUCGCCACUUUCGCCGCGCCGGGCACAAAACACGAGAACGAGAUGUUCUUCCCGCACAAUGUCUGCACCCGACAGAUGAUCCGCGAAAAGAAAUGCCCCAAAACUUUAACGGCCCAGAUCGAGUACAAGCCGCCGAAGUUAGGGUUGGAAUAUGUAGUGCAAUGCGACGCUGGCUUCACCGUCCCUGGUAUCCUGAACGGGUAUCCGCGCAGCCCAAAUACCAUCCCAUGCAUCCCGAGUCUCCAUCAGUACGCUGGCCUAGGCAAAGCCGAUUUGAUUGACGGACGUUCGAUGUUCGAAGCGGAGGACAUUCGCCCAUCGAAUCCGACCGCCGCGGAACAAUGGAAGAGCUACAAGUGGUGCACGCCGCAACAGCUCGGAAAAGAAGACUGUCUUCCACCACCGCUUAAAGACCAUGAGUACUUCAUCGCGGACGACUUUGUGGACAAGGACAUAUUCCUGCCGGCCCCAGACCCGUCGAAGGACGCCGCCGCUAGCGACAAGCCCAAGUAUCAAAUCGUGCCCACCGACUGUGCCAAAGCCGAGGAUGCCGACCGGAUGUUCUGCGUCGAGCGCGACAUCUCAAAAGUCCCGGUGCACGCCCGGCGUCCCGAAACAUUACAAUACGCCAAUGACGAUCUGCAGCUGCUGCAUUACGGAGCCAUAUCGGCAAUCGGCGUCUUCCUCGCACUGCUGAUCGUGACCGUGGCCUUGUGGCUGAAUUAUUCCCGCUUCAAGAUGGCACGGGAAGAGGAGGCCGGUGACCGGAUGGAAUUUGGGACGUUCAAGGUGGAUAGCAAGUUUCGGUCAAUUGCAGAAGGGUGGAAGGACGGUUGGAUGGAUCCAUUCUCGACAUCGCACGAUCGGGUGAUGAGGAAUUACAAUCGAUUCAUCCGCCGCUUCGAUCGCUUCCUGAUCCGCUGCUCGUACAGGAAGAAGAUCAGCGCACUGGAUCUGCAGGCGGCAGAUUUCGGGAAAGCCGAAGCGCCCGACAUCGAAAAACUCGAUCUCGGCCUCCCCGUGACGAACUCCGCUCCCGCCGCUGAAAGCCCGGGGUCCACUCCUGUCGAAGCGAGCCCAACCUCCGCUACUAGCAAUACCUCAAAGCCUGAUAAGAAA
This is a messenger RNA of Mesorhabditis spiculigera, 1412 nucleotides long. The record is from the annotation of a GenBank genome assembly. Lineage: Eukaryota; Metazoa; Nematoda; Chromadorea; Rhabditida; Rhabditidae.